AUGCACGGCUCAACAACUGCCACUCGAACGACCUACCAUACCUCCCACAGACAGAACCGAAUUCGGGAAUUGAAGAGUGCAAUUAACAAUCCUCGAACCACCCAUGCGGGAAGGAAUCACGCUCAACAUGAACUUCAUUCCAUGGGUGUGAAGUCGACUCAUCUCGGAACGAGAUUAAGACAUUUCUUCCACCUUCCUGGUAAAUCCCAUGGACACAGGUCCACUCGUACGACCCAUACUCCCUAUAGUACCACUCAUACUUCCACUCGAACGACUAAUUAA
Molecule: messenger RNA, 282 nt
Organism: Kwoniella botswanensis
Lineage: Eukaryota; Fungi; Basidiomycota; Tremellomycetes; Tremellales; Cryptococcaceae
Exons: 3
Coding region: 1-282 (93 amino acids)
Source: RefSeq, a predicted model, not a curated record